Messenger RNA from Penicillium brasilianum, 1710 nucleotides. Lineage: Eukaryota; Fungi; Ascomycota; Eurotiomycetes; Eurotiales; Aspergillaceae. The record is from the annotation of a GenBank genome assembly.
AUGCGCGGCCUCUCUCUAGUCGGUUUGACUCUUCUCCUCCGUUCAUAUCUAGCAUACGCCGAGAAAGUUGCGGUCAAAGAAAUUGGUGAUGACUUCACUAUUGAUGGCGACCAUGUUACAUGGCCUGAUGGCCCCUUUACCGGAAGUCUGUCUUGCACUGGUCCUGACAAGGUGCUCAGCUUGAGUGCUGACAAGAAAUACGGCACCUGCUGCCCACCGGGUGCGAGUCUCAAGGGAUCGGCCAAGACUGAAUGGCACUGCUGUGGCCAAGGUCACGAUGUGACGGGCUCCAAAGCCGUUGGCUUUGAGUGCUGUCUGGAAGGUUCCACCUUCGAUGGCAAAACAUGCAAGCGAGCAAACAAGUGUACUAAUGGCAAGGAGAUGAUCAAUGGGAAAUGCCAAUGUUCUGAUGGCAAGGAGGAGGCUGCAGAUGGUACUUGCAAGUCUGCCAAGUGUGACUCGGGCAUAAAAACUGGUAAAUGCUAUUUCUUCAAGGGACGAUCGGGCAACUAUUUGACAUUCAAUGCCAACCAAUACUCCGAGACUGGUCUCAGUAAAUAUAUCAGGCCCGGCAAGUUUCAGUUCUGUCAAGAUCCAACGUGCAUUGCUGGCCUGCCCGUCAAUCCCAGCAACGAGGUUCAAAUCAAAGAUCUCCACGGCACGCUGCCAGCCGCAACCGAUGCCGGGCAGUGGCUGGACGGCAAACAGAACGGUGGACACAUAGGCAAGACACCCGACUACUCCAAGGCCGGAAACUUCUCUAUCACCAAAUGGCCCUGUGGAAAGUAUUGCCUUACCGGAUUUGUCGAAGGAAUCACGCAGGCUUGUCCAGACGUCAGCCCCGGCAUCAGCAUGGAUACCCGUGCCACGGACUCGUGCAUUGAGUUUGAGCUUCUGGAGGUACCGUGUGAUCUCAGAGAUGAUGCCAAUAACUGCAUCUGGAAGAAUGGCGAUCAAUGCUGUGAUAAGAUUGAUUGCCGCGGCAAGACUGAAUGUGAGCGCUUCACUUGGUUGGAAGGAUUCGUCUACGCUACUCUGUUCUUGGUCACUCUUAAUUCCGCCAAACUCUUUUCCUUGCUUCAGUCUGAUUAUCUGGGUUGGUUGAACGCUCGCUUUUUGUUUUACUUCAACGCGGAGAAUAUUGGACGAGAAUCGGGUUAUCCUGUCCAAUCUUCUCAGUCUGAUGAGGUGUCGUCCAAGUCUCUUGAUAAACUGCCCAAGACCCCUGAUGAAUCCUCUCAGCAUAAUGAAGAAUCAUCUGAGUCUCAUGAGGAGUCCUCCCAGUCUUUUGAGGAGCUUCACGAGGAGCUGUCUCGGUCUCAUGAUAAGUCCUCGACGUCUAUGAAGGAAUCCUCUAAGCUUCAUGACGAAUCAUCUGAGUCUCAUGGGGAGUCCUCUCAGUCUUUUGAGGAAAUUCACGAGGAAUUGUCUCAGUCUCAUGAUGAGUCCUCUAAGUUGCUUGAGGACUCCUCUAAGUUUGUGAAGAAAUCCGCUCAGAUUCAUGAGGAGUCUUCUCAGCUCCAGGAGGAAUCUUCUCAGCCUCUUGAUGAAUUAACCAAGACUCUUGACAAAUCCUCUCAGUCUCAUGAAGAAUCAUCUCAAUUUCUGAAAGAAUCGUCUCAGUUUCUUGAAGAUGAAACCUCACUCCUUCAAAGUGGCAGCUACUCGGUGAAUGUUAUUUCGUAUCAGGGAUACCGUUCCUCGCCCUAG